Brassica napus (rape) is the source of this 1218-nucleotide messenger RNA. RefSeq names its product telomere repeat-binding factor 2-like. Gene Ontology annotation, molecular function: double-stranded telomeric DNA binding. The coding region runs from base 360 to 944 and encodes 194 amino acids. The record is from RefSeq and is a predicted model, not a curated record. NCBI's taxonomy places the organism in Eukaryota, Viridiplantae, Streptophyta, Magnoliopsida, Brassicales, Brassicaceae. The transcript is spliced from 4 exons.
CUGAGAAAUAAAAAAAGGCUUAAGUUUUGAUACAAAAGAAAGCUUAAUUUUUGGUUCAUUUGUAUGGAUAAUUCAUCUUUGUGGGUUACUCUCUGAUCUUCUUCUUCUUCUUCGUUCGUUUAUUAAGCGAAAUCACAUUUGAUCCAUAUGACACAUCUUCUACUCGAAGAAUAACCUUUCAUCACCCAAAAAAGAACUCUCCUUUGGUUCCGUUUGCUUCUUCCUUCCUUAAUUAUCGUUUUUUCUUUUGUCUUCUUUCUCUUCUCUGGGUUGUCUCGGAUCGUCGCAUUUGAUUUUUGAAAAAUAAAAAAAGAGAGAAAAAUAUAAAACUUUUUAAGUUUGUUGAGAGAGUUGUUCAAAUGGGUGCGCCAAAGCAGAAGUGGACACCGGAGGAAGAAGCAGCCCUUAAAGCUGGUGUUCUUAAGCAUGGCACUGGCAAGUGGCGUACUAUUCUCUCCGAUCCUCACUUUAGCUCAGUUCUCAAGUCUCGCUCUAAUGUCGAUCUCAAGGACAAGUGGAGAAACAUAAGUGUGACUGCGUUGUGGGGUUCACGGAAGAAGGCUAAACUUGCUCAUCAAAUGGACCAUAUAAAGCACAAGUACAGGUUCUCUACUAAUUUCACUAGCGCAGGAGCAAGACACAAGUCUUCUCAACUCUGUAUAGAAGAAGGAAACAACAACUCACCAAGACCCAAGGGGAAUGGAGCUAACAUUCUCACCAAGUCCAGAGCAGACGAAGAGGUAUUUAUGAUAAAAGGCAUGACAGCAAAAGAAGCUGCAGAAACCGCUGCAAGAGCAGUUGCAGAGGCAGAGUUUGCGAUCACAGAGGCUGAAGAAGCAGCGAAAGAAGCAGACAAAGCUGAAGCCGAAGCUGAAGCUGCUCAGAUAUAUGCAAAGGCAGCCGUGAAAGCUUUGAAGUUCAGGAUCAGUAAUCACACUUGGUAAAAACAGAAGCCAUUAUGGGAAAGCUCUAUAUAACAGAGCAAUCCCUUAUAUAUAUAGUCAAACCAUUAAUGGUUUCUUAUUUCAAAAGUUUAGGUUUUGAAAUCAUGUGAUUAUCUCAUCACCUCCAGAGAACUCAAAAGCUUUCAAUACCUAUGUGUGCUCUCUCUUUUUUGGUCAGUAGUAAAUCCUCAGUUUGAUCAUAUGUAAUGUUCUUAACUCUGAGAUUCUGUAAAAAACUGAGUCUUUAGUUUCUGUUUGUAGAUUGAUCUGCUUA